AUGAGAUUAACUCGGUGGACGCCCGUGCCUCAUCUUCCCUUAACACAGGCAAUUUACAACUGUUUCCCUUUGCCCACAAGGAGGAGGUCGGUUCGGAAGGCAGAACUAGCAAGUGAAAAACUAUGCGACGAUGUGCUUAACCGCCUGUCGCCGUUCCUCCUUCGCAACCCUGCCGUGGACAUUCUCGACCUAUGGCCUGGCGCUGGACUAUGGUCAUCGAAGGUCAAUGCCCUCCUCAAACCCCGCCGGCAUGUCCUCAUCGAACCGGAGUUGAAGUACUACAAGCCAUUGCUCCUGCCCUUGGCAGAAAGCAACCCCAGCUAUGAACUACUGUCUGCGGAGAUCCAUGAUAUUGCGGAUUGGCAAAGUAUACUAUCGAAACAUUUUCCGGAGCAGGGGCCAUCAAACCGUGACGACAGUGGCAUUUUACCCAGGAACGAUACACUCCUUAUCUUAGCCAACCCGCCUGCAAUUGGCUCUAAAAAGGACCACUACACCCCAGCACGCUGGUGGUCGGUUUUCAUGGAGGCCUGUAUGCACCAGACGGGAUUACAUGCCUAUGGAAGCGUGCGCAUGGUAGCAUCACUGCCUAUAUCGGAUGCACAACAGGUCAUUCCGCGGACCAUCAUAGAGCGCAAGCGACCGGCACUUUUGACUGAAAAUGUUGCAUUGCAUGCAUUUGAAGUUGCGGCUCCAAAGGCUCCAAAGGACCCUAAUGCAUGGGCUACUCUCAAGGGGUGGGAUCUAAUGACGAGUAACGCAUUGCGUGUUGCUCAGAGAGCAGCAGAGCAGGGCGUUACCACACCUCCCGGCAGAGAACUAUCCCCCAUUCCCUUAGCCCCAGAAAGUCCUGACCAGGGCAGGAUACCUUUGCCUUACGUGCCGCGCCCAUAUACCGAAUGGCAUGAGAAAGUUUGGAAGAAGAUCACUACCGAUACUCCUACAAAGGACGGCAAACUGAAUGCAACGCAAAGACGAGGCUUGACCCAACUGAACAAGGAGAACCGCGACGUGUAUAAACGCCAGUAUCAAGCUACAACCAUCGGUGAAAUCGACGAACUAACGAAUACCCUUUCCCGGACGGCUGCAGAUCCUCGCGAGAGUUCGGCCGCACUAGAGCCCAUUUUGGAUAAGAUCAAGGCCGCCAAGUCUACCGUAGAUCAGAUAUUGUCGGAAGUACACUACGAAGUAAUCAAGGAAGUUCCCGCCGUCGUUGAUAACAAGCGAGUGGCUCUGCAUAGCGGGAACUUCGACGAUGCAAUUCUCCACUGGGAUCGGCGCCCUUUUGAACCAUUGCUCAUCACACCAGAAGAGCUCUAUCCCCGAGAAGCCGAGAGAAGCGUCCUCUACUUCGAGGCUGACCCCAACCCCCCAGCUGUGCAGAAACUCAACCAACUGGAUCCCUCGCAAAGGGAUGCCGCUCUUCGCCUCUUCGAAGCCCUCUCUCUCACCAUCGGCACCCGUAACCUAAUGACAGUAGCCGAAUUCCUGGAACUAAUCUUCCCCGAACGACCCAUUAAUGACAUCGUCAAGUCCAUCCCCGGCCUAGCGGUCUUCGCAGCCAAAACCCCCGAGCCAGAUUUCGACAAUCUGCCCAAGACCAUUCACGGUUCUCCCGAGGCCCGCGAACCCCUCGACCCCGCCGCAUGUUACCAGGAGAACCUGGACUACGACCUAAGCGACGUACGAGUUCGUACGCUGCCGAUCAGCACACUGUGGGAUAUCUUCGUUGAGUACCAGAAGAAAGGCAACACGAACCUCUCCACGGUGCAACUGACCCAACUACUCGGCGGGACGUUGACGUCCUUCCGGACCGGCUGGGAACCUACAAAGAGAUUCCACUAG
Messenger RNA from Aspergillus oryzae RIB40, 1845 nucleotides. RefSeq lists its product as uncharacterized. NCBI's taxonomy places the organism in Eukaryota, Fungi, Ascomycota, Eurotiomycetes, Eurotiales, Aspergillaceae. The coding region runs from base 1 to 1845 and encodes 614 amino acids. The transcript is spliced from 2 exons. The record is from RefSeq and is a predicted model, not a curated record.